AUGGAAACCAACAAGAGGAAAGCGGCGGAUGAGGAGCCUGAUGCGGUCAGGCCGGCGGAAGAACGACAAUUGACCAGUCCAGUCCGCGAACCUGAGGCAAAACGACAAAAACAAACAAAUAAUGAUGAUCCCCAGCCGGCGCAAGAAGCCACCACCAAGCCGACCCCCAAUGUCCGGAGCGCCCCGUCUUCCGGACCCGGCCAGACCGGCGUAACAACCGGGACUGCACCACGCAAGUGGACGGAAGAGUACUUUCGGAAUCUCUACAUUAAAGACCCCAGCUUCAAAUACCUUGGCCUGAAAGACCCAGACUUUGCGCCAUUCCUCGAUUCAAAAAACCAACUCGACUUCAAUGACCCUUCCGCAGUAAUGCAGUUAACCAAAACCCUCCUGAAAAUUGACUACGGUCUGCAAAUCGAGCUGCCGCCUGAUCGUCUCUGUCCUCCUGUUCCCAACAGGCACAACUACAUCCUCUGGCUCAGCUCCCUGCUUUCCUCCUCAACUUAUCACCCUGACCAGACUCAUCCUUCUUCUGGUUCUCAAAGGCGCCUAAUAGGCCUAGACAUCGGCACCGGCGCCUCAGCAAUCUAUCCCCUCCUAGGCUGCACUCAACACGCCAACUGGUCAUUCAUAGCAACCGACAUCGACGCCCACUCUUUAUCCUACGCCCAACGUAACGUUCAACUCAACAACCUUCCGGACCGCAUCACCUUGUUACUUCACACACCGGACCAACCACUGAUUCCCUUCGACUCACCCACCCUCACCGCGCGCGGGAUAGAAAGGGUAGAUUUCACAAUGUCUAAGAAGAGCAGGCCACCACUGACUGCUUGCACGGGCGCUGAAGUGGAAAUGGUAUGUGACGGUGGGGAGGUGAAGCAUAUCUUUCGUAUGAUCGACGAGUCGCUUGUUUUGAGAGAGAAGGUGGGGUGGUAUACGAGCAUGGUUGGGAAGGUUACUUCGCUGGAGACAGUAGUGGAGAGGUUGAGGAGGGAAAAGAUUGACAAUUAUGCGGUCACAGAACUGGUCCAGGGGAACAAGACGAAGCGGUGGGCUGUGGGGUGGAGUUUUGGGGGUAUGAGAGCUGGCGACAAGGAGGGAAGGGGAGUGGGUGGUGUUUGGAAGAAGUUGCUGCCGGCGGUGGUGAGGGUGGAGGUUGGGACAUGGAAAGGGGCAGAUAAGGUGGGAAACGUGGUGGAAAGGGUGAAGAACACUCUGGAGGGACUGGAAAUGAUGAGUUGGGAGUGGAAUGGUGAGAGGAUGAGAGGUGUUGGGAGGGCAAGGGGAAACGUUUGGAGUAGAGCUUGGAGGAGGAAGAGGGAGAGGGAGAUGAGAGAGGUUAUACAGGAGAAGAAGAAGGACGGUGAUUGUGACGGUGGCGAUGGGAAUGGGCCAAGAGAAGAGGGGUGCAAACUGGGAUUUGAGGUGGUGGUUGAAGUUGGGAAGGAUGGGGCCACGAAGGUGGUGUUGCUUUGGAGGGAAGGACAUGAUCAAGCCAUUUUCGAGAGUUUGUGGGGGUAUAUGCAGGGGAAGAUGAAGGACCUAUAA
Messenger RNA from Sordaria macrospora k-hell, 1548 nucleotides. Lineage: Eukaryota; Fungi; Ascomycota; Sordariomycetes; Sordariales; Sordariaceae. The record is from RefSeq and is a predicted model, not a curated record.